CCUGUUUUCUGUUGCUGUUUCUUUCCUUUCCAUAUUUUUUGUUCCUAUUGUUCUAAUCGACGUCCGGCAAUAUGGCUCCCAGUCGACCCGGCAGACCUCGAGCACCUAGUUCCUUCAGAUAUGUCCCGCAUGCGCACAAGAAAGAUCAAGAUGUCUUCAUCGACAUGCAAUAUGCGAAACAUAGCUGUGAUAAGCCGCUGGAAUUUGCCCAGGAACCGUGGAAAUAUUGCGACAACCAUACGAAUUGCUAUCUUGGGCUGAGAUUCGAUCGUCGUGAUGAAUUCAAGGAAAGGCUUCGUGAGAUGGACAGUGAACAUAACAAGAAGUUAUACGAGAUGGAACAGCAGCAGCAGUUAUAUGAAGGAGACGAAGAAUUCCAGAGCAAAUUGAAGGAGAUGCAAGAGAAGGGCCGAGGGAAGAAAUGGGAACGAGUUGUGCAUGAGGAAGAACGGAUUCAGCAGACCCGCAUCAACUUCAUAACGAACGACAAGAAUCCAAAGAACAAACAAAUGAUAGACAAGAUGAAGAUGGCGAAAUUGGCAUGGAAGAACGAAGUACAAGAAAGAAGGGAAGAAUAUAUCGAAAAGAUCAAGCGUCUUCCCAAGUUUCCCCGGAGUUGGAGUCGCAGUCAGAUAUUGGACAUUCAACUUCUGGAGCGUGUCGGGUCUUGGAAAGUAGAUGAUGAACUGGAAGAUGUGAACCUGAGGGGAGAUCCAGAGGAAGAGUACGGCUUCAAGGCGUGUGCGAUAUACUUCAAGAGAUCAUAUGAUGGUUGGGAACCGGACACGUACAAGCACCCCAAGUUUAAGGACGGGAAAUUUCCGAACCAAAAGAUAUCCGUUCACGACUUGAUACAACCUUCGCCUGACAACCCAUUAAGUCAGCCAUGCAAAGACGAUCAACUCCGAUAUUUUCACUUUCCGUCGAACAAUAUGCGUUGGAUUGAGGAAGCGAUGGCACGAUAUUACAACGAGGAUGCCGGAAAUCACAGCGACACCCAAAUGCCUAGUAAGAGAUCGUCGAAUGCCGAGAAGCUUCUGUCUCGCGAGUACUGGCGAGGACAACUUCAUGGCGGUGGUGGUGUUGGAGGGACUGGUCCUGCGGGGCCUGUGCAUGCUCGCCACAUGAGAAGUCGAUGCUCGCUGAUACCAUUAGACACAUCAUCUGGAGCCUGGACUCAGCGAGGACGGACUCCAAAAGCCGCUACAUUUCCAACUGACCCAAUGGCCGCCCCACCACCUCGGAGCAAAGCCAAGAACUUCGCCAUAUUUCUGCCCUUCCUCCACUGGGAGACGAACAGCCGCAGAGCUAAAAUGGCAGAGGUUAUCAAGGAAGUCACGAAAACGCUUCAAGAUGAAGAAGAUACAAGAAUGGGAAGGAAACGAACACUCGAGCUCUCGGACCAGAAAAAGCCAGAAAGGAAAUGUUUGCCCUGGAGGAAGGGUGAUUCACAUGAAGAGAAGCUCAGGAAAGAGAUGGAAAAAGAUGAUGACGACGACGAGAUUGACGUUUCCAAAAGGAAUGACAUGUACGAAAUGGCACGAAAGUACAAUACUGCCAGGCAUGGGAAGCACACCGCUCGUAAGAAGAGAUGCAAAUUGGGAAAGUACUUACUGGCUCUGGCUCAGGUGGCCGAUGCUAUGGAUUAUGAAGCAGAUGAGCGACUUCUGCGUGAGAAUCUCCAUCGCAACCCACCCCUUCACAUCCGAAGAACAUUGGAUCAAUCAUAUUUCCUGACUCUUGAAGACACUGCUGUCCGAGACAAAGAUCAAGUCGUGUACCGAGAAACAAGAGAAGGCCGGAGUUUCCACACACGGAACACUCGAGUCGUUAUGGUGGACCAACUAUGGCUCUGGAUACUGGACGGAAAUACCAUCAUCACCUCUUUCCCUCGGCGUUGGGGCAGGAACAAGCCAGAUCCUUCAGGCGUGCACAAAUCUCUACGGGAACGCCUAGAGGCUACAUCCUCAGAAGAGAUCCAAUCAGUGUACGACCUGGCAUUGAUCAUCAUCGACCAAUGUUCUCGCGUUUUCUUCGACCGUACCAAACCUCUUGAUCAAAGACCAGAAGUCAUGGAUCUCUUCGCCUCAGCCAUCGGAAAUGUGACCGAACGUACGACCAUCGCGUACGAGUGUUUUUGGCGCAACAUGGAGAUUCGAGGUAUGCGGUUCGCGUCGCCUGGUACGAAUAACCAUUCGUACCUCAAUAUCAACCCCGAAGGAACGCUAUUGCGUGAGUCCCAAGAUGUGGCGGAGGAGCUACAGAUCAUGUUGAGGAUAUACAACCAACAGCUACACGUUGUGCGAGACUUCCGAAAGAUCCUCGGACACAUGAACGGAGAAUCUAAGAACGAGACAGAUGAAGUGCGAACCUUAAUCAAGUUACUUCGACAAAAUCCUCUCGUGGCCGGAGACAAAAGACAGACUUCAAUGCUUGGAGAUAAAUUGCCCGUCCCAGAAAGCACAAUCCAGGAAGCAAAUGAUUUACUCGAACUCAUCCGGAACAGAAAGGCCGAGAUCCAGGACCUGGAAGAAGCAGCACUGAGAACAACACAGCAGCUUCAGGGCCUUCUUUCACUCAAACAACAACAAGCAAGUAUUAUCGAAGCGAAAGCAGCCCUCGCAAGAGCAGACGAGAGUGUGAAACAAGGACGAGCUAUCAUGGCCUUUACGCUCGUCACCAUUUUCUUCCUACCCCUCGGUUUCCUCGCCGCUUUCUUCGGAAUGAACAACGAGCAAAUUAACCAAGCAUCCUGGAUGACCCUCGACGAACAAAUGAAAUAUAUGUUCGGCAUCUCCACCGCCGUGAUCGUGAUCUCAAUCUCCAUCGCCUUCUCGCCCUGGACGCGCGCCACUCUAACCGCCUUAGUCAAAAUACCUAUCAUCUUCGUGCUGGAAUACACGGGCAUGCGAUCCCUAUGGAAGAAGUACAUUGUCGGACAUCAAUAUUUCGAGGAAAAGAACAGAGAGAGGAUCGAGUGGAUACACGGACAUGGAGAACGGAAAGAGAGGAGGAAGUGGGAGGAGGAAUUAGAGAGGCGGAAGCAGGAGGAGAUGGUUUAUGGGAGGGAGCAGAGGGCUACGUUUAAACUUGUUGAGAGAUUCUUGCAUGGCGAGAAGAAGGAAGCUGCGAAGAGGAAGGAGAGUUGGGGUGUGAGGGGGAGGAGGAUUAAUGGGGUUAAUGUGGGAGGUCCGGUUGUGGGUUCGAAUGGGGUUUUGGAUGGGAGUGAGUUGGAGAAGGGACAGAGGAUUGUGGAAGAGGAUGAGCCGUGAUUAUGGUGUAAUGUGUGAUAUUCUUGAAUGAUACCCAGUUUGUUCUUGGCUCGAGGCAUGAAAGCAAUCUCGCCCAACUCUUCGAUCACAUGCAGAAGCUUUCCAUUGUCUUCUGCGAACACUGUCUUUGUCGUCAUUGACCGAUUGUCCAAACAGCCACUUUCGUGCCUUGCCACAAAGAUAUCGAUGCAGUGGGCUUUCAGGCGAGUUAGGGGGUUGAUUCCGAAGUUGGAGAUGUGAUGAGAUCGAGCGUGGCUCCGAAGAUGGUUUGUUAAGCGAACGUCGAACAAUAUGGACCAUGUAACAAUAAGGCGUGUAAGCGAAAGGAUCUUGGAGGCUUAAGAAGUGCUAACACGAGCAUAUGUUGGGAAUAUGUGAUAGCUAGUAAAUAAAGCCGCGCUAAUCCUAGACUGAGU
Messenger RNA from Mollisia scopiformis, 3688 nucleotides. RefSeq lists its product as uncharacterized. Gene Ontology annotation, biological process: metal ion transport; transmembrane transport. Bases 72 to 3272 code for a protein of 1066 amino acids. The record is from RefSeq and is a predicted model, not a curated record. Gene Ontology annotation, molecular function: metal ion transmembrane transporter activity. NCBI's taxonomy places the organism in Eukaryota, Fungi, Ascomycota, Leotiomycetes, Helotiales, Mollisiaceae. The transcript has 6 exons. Gene Ontology annotation, cellular component: membrane.